Messenger RNA from Adineta ricciae, 1227 nucleotides. The record is from the annotation of a GenBank genome assembly. NCBI's taxonomy places the organism in Eukaryota, Metazoa, Rotifera, Eurotatoria, Adinetida, Adinetidae.
AUGUCAUUAAUGAUCGUUGGACGUAAAAACGAUGAUCAAAUCGGUGAAUUUCAUCAUUUCUAUGAAACUGACGAAAGAACAGUCGUAUCAGUAUCGAAACGAAAUAACAAAAAGAAUGGUCCCAUCGCAGCGCCAUUCGGUCUACAAAUUCCAUCAGCAUUGCGAGAUCCAACAGAUGUAUCAUUUUCGGAAAUAGAGCUAAUGCGUAUGUCGAAUGACGAUCAAGCACGUGAUUUUGCACUUGGACAUAUUCACGAUCAUGAGCAGUUCGCUGCAUUAUGGAAUUCGACCAGACUUCGGCCAAAUACACGACGUUGGAUGCGUAAAGUUGUUCAAAUACAAACCAUCAAUGCUAUUUACAACCACUUCUAUCGACUUCCUAAUGGUACAAAAAUACACCUAGAUAAGCAAAGAAUGGCGCAAGCAGCUCGAAUCACCAGACGAUACAGGAAUGAUCAUAUAUACAACAUAGACUCUCAACUUCAAUUUUCAUCGACGAUAUUCGUUGUCAAUGGCGACUGUCUUGAUGUAGCUCUUUGUUUUAAAACUCGAUUUCCUCAUUCAAAUCCUGUUGUAUUGAAUAUGGCAUCGAAAAACAAACCGGGUGGUGGUUGGAAAAACGGUGCCGGUGCUCAAGAAGAGAAUCUUCAUCGCCGUACUAACUUGUGUCAAUGUCUUGAAGACCCUUAUCAUGAAUUCGACAGUGUUCGAAGUGAAAAUUAUUAUGUUCCUGAAUUCGGUGGAAUGUAUUCUCCUGGCGUGAGUGUUUUUCGUGGUUCCGAAACGAAUGGAUACCCGUUCUUUCCCGAUGGACCAAAAUAUCUCUCGUUUAUCUCGUGUGCUGCUUACUCUGAUCCGCCGACUGAAACCGAUUCAGAUGGAAAAUUGAAAUUGUGUGGAAAGAACAUCAUUGAAAAUACAAAGAAGAAGAUGAGCGCGAUCUGUAGCAUGGCACUUGAAAAUAGACACGAUAUUCUAGUUUUGUCCGCAAUGGGAUGUGGUGUAUUUAAGAAUCCUCCAAAUCAUAUGGCCCAACUAUUUCAAGAAGUAAUCUCGAGAGAUUACCACACAUCAUUCAAGUACAUUGUCUUUGCCAUCAUUGACGAUCACAAUUCGCACAAAAGUCACAAUGCAGACGGCAAUGUUCAACCAUUUGCCGAUGUUUUUAAAGUGCCUGCUUUAUCUCUUGAUGAACUUCAACAGACGCUUUCGCAAUUGAACGACUAA